Sphaeroforma arctica JP610 is the source of this 995-nucleotide messenger RNA. RefSeq lists its product as hypothetical. NCBI's taxonomy places the organism in Eukaryota, Ichthyosporea, Ichthyophonida. Gene Ontology annotation, cellular component: cytosol. The transcript is spliced from 4 exons. The record is from RefSeq and is a predicted model, not a curated record. The coding region runs from base 16 to 807 and encodes 263 amino acids. Gene Ontology annotation, molecular function: carbamate kinase activity.
CAGGUAGGGUUCUCUAUGCAGCGCAGUGAGUACGGUGCAGCCCACCACGUGCCUGCGUUGCCACUGGAGAUCAUCGAUGCGCAAACCGAGGGACAGAUUGGGUACCAACUGACCCAAGCGAUACGCAACGCUCUAGUAUCUCAGGGCCAGCGUGAUCCUCGAGUGUGUGCUGUCGUCAACCAGGUGCGCGUAGAAGCCGACGAUAAGGCCUUCCAAACCCCCACCAAGCCGGUGGGCGGAUUUUUCAGUGAACAAGAAGCCAAAGCGAAGAUGGAGACGGAUCAGUGGGAUAUGAUCGAGCAGCAGGGCAGGGGAUGGCGCAGAGUUGUGGCUAGUCCCGAACCCAAGGAAAUUAUUGAACAGUGGGCAAUAGAAAGCUUAAUGGAGAAGGGUGGUAUUGUGAUCUGCGUGGGGGGUGGGGGUAUCCCAGUGGUGCGUGACACAGACACAGGCGAUCUAAAGGGAGUUGCCGCAGUCAUCGACAAAGAUAGUGCCAGCGCGUUGCUAGCCGACCACAUGCAGUUCGAUGCGGUAGUCUUCUGUACUGGUGUGGCCAAUGUUUAUGUGGACUUCAACACACCGUCACAGCGCACUCUGACGGCCAUGAACGUGCAGCAAGCGCAACAGCACAUGAAGGACGGCCAUUUUCCGGCUGGAUCCAUGGGUCCUAAAGUCGCGGCUGCUCUCGGAUUCUUGGAACAGACGAAUAAAGGUGGCAGAGAGAGGAAGUGUUAUAUUACUGAUCCCGAACAUCUACUUGAAGCACUCGACGGUAAUUCUGAACACGGCACAGUCAUCACUGUGUGAAGGACUGGCACGACUGGUAGUCAAUUAAGUAUUCUGAUGGAUAAAGAAGAUAUAUGCUGUGAUGGAGAACUAUGUAUAGUUUUCUUAAUAUCACCAUUGCAUGUCACAUGAGAUGUAUAUCGGUUUUCGAAAAGUGAGAAACAGAACUCGCCCCAAUAUCUAGAAAUACCGUGAUCAUCGUAUACCGC